AAAGACAUUCCCCUGAAGAGGAGCAGAACAGUCCUCAAGCCCUGCCUGCGCUAGGGAAAGGACAGCCAGCCACGCCACUUGCUUCAGCCUAAACCCACCCCCAGCUCCAGAGAGACACUGGCGGGUGGACUGGUUUUCCAGAGGCAGCAUGGACAUCAAGGAGUAUUUCGACAGAAUUUCUUACCAGGGCUCCUAUGAUAAACCGGACCUGGCCACCUUGACAGAUAUAUUCCAGCACCACAUCCGAGCAGUCCCCUUUGAAAACCUCAGCAUCCACUGUGGGGAAAGCAUUGAGCUGGACCUGGAAGCGACUUACAAGAAGAUAGUGAGGAAGAGACGUGGGGGCUGGUGCAUGGAAAACAAUCACCUUUUAUCUUGGGUCUUAAAAACCCUCGGCUACAAUGUCACCCUUCUGGGAUCAAGAGUUUAUGUCCCAGAGUACGAUGCAUAUGCGGAAGAAAUCGAUCACCUGCUGUUAAAAGUGGUGCUUGACGACAAAUCCUACAUUGUGGAUGGUGGGUUUGGGAUGGCCUACCAGAUGUGGCAGCCAAUGGAGCUGGUUUCAGGGACAGACCAGCCGCAGAUUCCGGGGGUGUUUCGCUUCCUGGAGGACAGUGGAGUCUGGUACCUUGAGAAGGUGAAAAGGAAGCAGUGGGUUCCCAACCAAAGUGUCUCCACUUCCCAUAAUGUAGAAAAAGAAGUUUGCCGGCGAGUUUAUCUCUUUACCCUUCAGCCACGAGACAUUGAAGAGUUCAGAGCUAGCAAUACCCACUUGCAGACAGCACCAGACUCUCUGUUUGUGAUGAAGUCUAUCUGUAGCCUGCAAACCUCCAACGGUGUCUGGGCUCUGGUGGGGUGGAAACUCACUGAGAUAAAGUACAAUUACAAGGAUAAUAUGGAUCUGAUGGAAAUUAGAAUCCUUGCAGAUGAAGAAAUGGAAAAAACACUGAAGGAGAAAUUCAAUAUAACACUAGACAACAAAUUUGUACCCAUCAAUACAAGCAGAUUGUCUCUGUUUUAACUCACUGCCUGAAUUAUAAUUCAAUCCAGCGGCAUUACAUGCAAUCCUUCCCCCUGUUUCUGACAAGCAUCUAAAGGUUAAGCUUUCUCUUUCCAUCUACACUAGUGUAAGGCAGAAUGUAUUAGCAUGAAUCUGGAAAAGAAAUUGAUUUUCACAACUGCUACUGCAUCUCUUUUUGGUUUGGGUACAAAUAAUUUCUUCCUAGCUCAAUCAAAUCACUCCCCUUCCAUUUGUGCUUAGCUGGAAGCACACUCUGCUCAUUCCCCACUCCUUUCAUCUCUUAAAAGCUUUUCCAAAUACAUCCAGAGUAGCAAGGCAGAAGGAUGGAGCUGUAUGUCUUUUUCUUUAUUACUUUGUGCUGCCACCUGGGGAAAAUCAUAUCCACCUCUUAAAUGAAUAUCAUAUUAUUUUUGGAAUUUAAUAGCCAGAAAAACAAAGACAUCCAGUGCCAAGUUUGCUACAGUAAUCCAUAACCCUGGCCUUUUUGCUCUUGCAUUCACAACACUUUCUCAGGUGGGCAGCUGGGCAGUCCCAUCUCUGUGCAGCACUGUGCAAAUGCUCAUGGACUGGCUAUUCAUGAUCUAAAUAUCAUGAUGAGAAAUAUUAGAGCAUUUUUAGUCUGUCUUGUUUCAGACUGUACAGAACUCCCGUUCUUUCAGUGGCAUAACCAAACAGAGUAUUUCUUUGAACUGGAAGCAUCUCCCAUCUACUCAGCAUGUUUCUGCCCAUCAGCGAACUGCUGGGAAUACAUGCUCAUCUUGCAAGAUCCAUAUCAAGUGAUAUUGCACAUUAAUUAUCAUGGCUGAACUCAAAAACAUGCACAGAAUUAUUUUUCUGAAAUUUAUCUGUUCUACCGAAGGAUGUGUUUGCAGUGAUACUAAUUAUAUUGAUAUAAGGAGAAAGGAUGAAUCUUAAUCAGAUACCUAAAGGCUAAGAUUUUUAGCAUGAGCAAUUACUCAAAUGUAAUCACUUUGCCCUUUGAGAUGAUGCUUGAUGUUCCUUUAUGUACAAAUCAUGGAAGCAUUACAACUAUGCAUUUAUAAUUAAGUAAAUUAUAUAAGUGAAUUACAAUUAAAUAAAAAAUCAAGAAUAUUGGAGUAGUAUUCAGCUAGUUUUCCCCAAAUUACAACAUGUAUCACCAAAGUAAAAAAGUCUAUUAAUCACUACGGUUGUCUUGAUUAUUUGUAUGUGCUAAUAUUUUGCAGCUAAGACUUUUAAAAAUGCAGUAACUCACUGGCCCUUUUUCAUUUGUUAUGUAAUAUGUGCAGCUUUCUAUAACCAGCAAUUUAUAGUUAAUAAAAGCUAUUCUGCACAAUCAC
Messenger RNA from Cuculus canorus (common cuckoo), 2340 nucleotides. RefSeq names its product arylamine N-acetyltransferase, pineal gland isozyme NAT-3. Gene Ontology annotation, molecular function: acetyltransferase activity. NCBI's taxonomy places the organism in Eukaryota, Metazoa, Chordata, Aves, Cuculiformes, Cuculidae. The transcript is spliced from 2 exons. Bases 149 to 1021 code for a protein of 290 amino acids. The record is from RefSeq and is a predicted model, not a curated record.